AUGCAAAAACUGACUCCCCAGGACGACGACUACCACAAGGUCAGGACCGACUUUGCCACGGCAGAUGUCCCUGCGCUGCAGCCCCAUAGCAUCUUCUUACCUCGUAGCGCAGCAGAAGUAGCCGAGAUUCUGAAGCACACUAGGAAACCAGGCGAUGUAGUCGGCGUGCGUUCCGGCGGCCAUUUGUUCUCCUGUUCGUCACUGAUCCAAGAUGGCAUCUUGAUCGAUACGACGCACAUCAAUCGAACUGUACACUACGAUUCCGCAACACAAAUGGUCCACUUCGGACCCGCGGCUCGCGUGAGGGAGAUUUCUGAUGCGCUUUGCAAAGUUGGACGAUUUUUCCCUCACGGCCAUGCACCGAGCGUCGCAGCGGGGGGCUUCUGUCUUGCUGGCGGUCAGGGCAUGUUCAUGCAUGGAUGGGGUGGAACGGCGGAGACGUGGAUUGUCAGUAUGGAGGUGGUGACUGCAGCGGGAGAAAUUGUGCAGGCGAGUCGGGAGGAGAAUGGUGACUUGUUCUGGGCGGCGCGUGGGAGUGGCCAGGGGUUCUUUGGCGUUGUCACACGCUUCACUUGUCGGACGAUGCCUGCGAAGCAAAGUCUGUAUGAGAUUGGUCUGACAUUCCGCGUUGAUCUUCGCUUUCAGGAGUUGUUCAUGUUGGCAAUGGCUCGGCACGAUGCAAUGCCCAAGUUAUGGACUGAAGCGGCCAUUUGCACAUUUUACCCUGACAAGUUUGAGCGUCCGGAAGCUGGAGAUGGCGAGUUUGAUAAAGGGGCUCUCAUGUUGUCUGCGGUGGCAACGGCCUAUGCGGACAGUCUCGAGGAGGCUCGAUUGUUACUGAGCGCGUGGGAGCAGCCGGUGCCUAAAGCUCUACAAUCCCUCUUGGUCAGCACAACAGCUCUGCAUCCCGUUUCAUGGAAGGAGUAUUUUGACAAUCAAGACAUCCUGGGUCGGUGCCAUGAUGGGAAAAAUCGCUGGGCCAUCAACAGUAUCCUCACCGACCCUGAUAUUGAACUUCGAGACAUCGCUGCUGGCAUUGAGUCCGUCAUGUGCGACCUGCCGACUCGGACUUCAUUUGGCUGCAUCUACGUCGGCGACUCUACGCCUCGUCCAGGAGAGUGUGCCUUUAGUCUCCCACAGCAUCUCUAUGUCUCUACUUUCACGGGAUGGACGGACCCCCAGGCGAGCCCUGAUCUCAUGAAGUCACAUAUGAGGAGACUGUAUCGACAGGCCGAGAAGGUCGGCUGUGGAAUGUACGUAGCCGAUUAUGAUGCAACGGACGAUACGGAGAAUUUCCCCGUUAUGAAGGAACGGGUUCUAGAGAAGUUUCUGGCGGUGCGAGAGAAAUGGGACAGCACUGGCGUCUUUCCCGGCUACAAAGCGUUUAUUCGUGCUCGGAAAAGUUCUCCUCUGCCGGGUGGGAGAAGUCACUUAUAG
Sphaerulina musiva SO2202 is the source of this 1437-nucleotide messenger RNA. Its product is annotated as FAD-binding domain-containing protein. The record is from RefSeq and is a predicted model, not a curated record. The transcript is spliced from 3 exons. The coding region runs from base 1 to 1437 and encodes 478 amino acids. NCBI's taxonomy places the organism in Eukaryota, Fungi, Ascomycota, Dothideomycetes, Mycosphaerellales, Mycosphaerellaceae. Gene Ontology annotation, molecular function: FAD binding; oxidoreductase activity.